Messenger RNA from Sugiyamaella lignohabitans, 777 nucleotides. It is a transcript of the gene RRP15, whose product is annotated as Rrp15p. Gene Ontology annotation, cellular component: preribosome, large subunit precursor. Lineage: Eukaryota; Fungi; Ascomycota; Dipodascomycetes; Dipodascales; Trichomonascaceae. Gene Ontology annotation, biological process: maturation of LSU-rRNA; maturation of 5.8S rRNA. The coding region runs from base 1 to 777 and encodes 258 amino acids. The record is from RefSeq and is a predicted model, not a curated record. The transcript has a single exon.
AUGGCUAAAGGUUCAACUAAUGUACAAGCCAGUAAGCCAAAGGGCAGUAUCAAAUUACAGAAAAAGGCUGAUGUCAGCCCACCACAAUUAAAACGAAAGAGAGAGGAAGAGGCCCAAGAGGAAGAAGACGAAGACGCAAGCGAGGAUAAUGAAGAGGAAGAUAGCGAUGACUUUGAGGGAGACAGUGGAGAUUACAGUGAUGAUUUAAAUGAUGAGUUUAGUGAGGCAGAGGCUGAUAGUAGCGAGAUGGAAGAUGAUCAAUUCGAAUCCGAAGAUGAGAAUGUCCCUUCUAAGAGUAGAUUAGAAGCUAAGAAGGAAAAAGAGCAAGAAUCAUUUGCAAAAGCCAUGUCGGCAAUCCUUCAGUCAAAAGUAAAGGCACAUGAUAGAGAAAAUCCUAUUCUUGUGCGGUCCAAAAAAACUGCCAAGGAUCUUGAAACCUCGAGGCUAGACGCUAAAGCUCGUAGAGCUUUGGCUGCUGAAAAGAAACAAGUACAAGAUAAGGACAGAGUUCGCAAUCUUUUAGAGGUGAGGCCACAGGAGGAUGGAUCCGAACCUCAAACCGUUCAACAACUGUUAGAGCAAGAGAAGAAACUACGAAAAAUUGCUCAGCGCGGUGUUGUUCGUUUAUUCAACGCCGUUCUUGCAUCUCAAACUGUGGUAAAUACUGCUUCAAACUCUGGUGAAAAGAUUCUUGGUUUGACGAAAAAAGAAGAACAAAUGACAGAAAUGUCUAAAGAUACGUUUCUGGAUCUGAUCAGAUCAGGUGGUAAAAAGUAA